Molecule: messenger RNA, 901 nt
Organism: Olea europaea var. sylvestris
Lineage: Eukaryota; Viridiplantae; Streptophyta; Magnoliopsida; Lamiales; Oleaceae
Product: monothiol glutaredoxin-S10-like
Exons: 5
Coding region: 96-653 (185 amino acids)
Biological process (GO): cellular response to oxidative stress
Cellular component (GO): cytoplasm
Molecular function (GO): glutathione disulfide oxidoreductase activity
Source: RefSeq, a predicted model, not a curated record
AGUCCAGUAAUAAUGGGAGCAGCUUCAGCAUUGGCGAGAGGAAGCGGUAAAUUUGCUAAAAGUGGAUUCGAUAACAGAAAAUUAACAGCAAAAUAAUGACUUCAGUGGCUGGCACGUCUCGAUUCACCAUUGGAAAAUUCAAUUCUCUUUCUCUAUCCUCUACUCAGUCUCUUCAAAAUCGAAUUCCCACUCUUUCCCAGCUUCCGAAUUGUGUUUCAAAUUUCACGUGCCACCGCAAUGUUGGCGGCGAAAGAAUGUCCGGCAAAGCUUUAUCGAGAAAUUGGGAGCGUAGUAAGAUUCGGGCUAUGUCAUCUGGCUCAUUCGGAUCCCGAUUGGAGGAGAGUGUGAAGAAGACUGUCACUGAGAACCCAGUUGUUGUUUACUCCAAAACUUGGUGCUCGUACUCUUCGGAGGUAAAAUCAUUGUUUAAGAGGCUUGGCGUGGAGCCGCUCGUUAUUGAAUUGGACCAAAUGGGUCCCCAAGGACGACAACUGCAGAAGACUCUAGAGAGGCUUACUGGACAACAUACUGUUCCAAAUGUUUUCAUUGGUGGGAAACACAUUGGUGGUUGCACAGAUACUGUCAAGUUACACCAUAAAGGAGAACUUCGCCCGCUGCUAUCAGGAUCUGGAGCCACUAAGAUGCAGAGCUAGCACUGAGCUCAAUAUUACUUUACAAUUUUUUUUUCCUCAGCUCCCCUUAGUCGUCCUAGAAUUCAAUGAUAACUUUAUGACAAAUAUCUUCUAAAAACUAUGGCAACUUGUAUCUUUUUCGAGAUACACCUUUGCUCAUAUCACAUCUAAAUUCAUUCUGUUGUGGGUACAUUCUCAACUCUUGAGUAUUUGAAUUGCUUAUUUCAAAUCUCUUCACUGGUUCUAUGUCUAGUUUUUGAUUUUUUUCA